CUGGCCCAGGCCCUGCGGCGGCCCUACCGCGGCUUCCUCAACGCCACGUACCGGCGGCAGGAGAUCUUCAUCCGCAGCACCGAUUUCGACCGGACGCUGAUGAGCGCGGAGGCCAACCUGGCAGGCCUGUAUCCCCCGGACGCCCAAGAGCAGUUCAACCCAAACAUCUCCUGGCAGCCUAUCCCUGUGCACACGGUGCCUGAGGCCGGGGAGAGGCUGCUGAAGUUCCCACUGACUCCCUGCCCACGCUAUGAACAGCUACAGAAUGAAACCCGGGACUCAGCAGAAUACACAAAUAAAACCAGAGAUAAUUUGCAAUUCCUGCAGAUGGUGGCAAAUGAGACUGGGAUCCGGGAUGUCUCUCUCGAGUCUGUUUGGAGUGUGUAUGACACUCUGUUUUGUGAACAAGCACACAAGAUGAAGCUGCCCUUAUGGGUGACUGAAGAUGUCAUGGCUCGAUUGAAGCAGUUAAAAGACUUCAGUUUUGAAUUUCUGUUUGGGAUUCACCAUCGGAUAGAGAAAGCUCGUUUACAAGGAGGGGUCUUGGUGGGUCACAUUAGGAAGAACCUAACCAAAGCAGCCAACAACUCUGCCCACCAGCACCUGAAACUGCUUGCCUAUUCUGCGCAUGACACCACCCUUGUGGCACUGCAGAUGGCUCUAGAUGUCUACAACGGGUUUCAAGCACCAUACGCCUCAUGUCAUAUAUUUGAGCUGUACCAAGAGGAUGAUGGUAAUUUCUCUGUGGAGAUGUUUUUCCGGAAUGAGAGCGGGAAGGAGCCUUUCCCGCUGACACUCCCUGGCUGUCAGCAAACAUGUCCUCUGCAUCACGACACAGAACUGUUUGUGGCUCUGGCUGUGUGUGGAUCCAUUCUCUUUCUCCUUAUCAUCCUCCUGCUGACUGUCCUCUUGCGCAUCCAGUCUCAGCCCCCUGGCUACCGGCACGUUUCCAAUGAGGGAGAAGAGCAGGCAUGACAGUUGCUGCAGCUCCUUCCCCAGCAGUAGGAGGGAGCAGUGCUGCCCGUGGUGAAUGGGCACCAGUUACCGAGCUUUCUUCUGCUGUGGCCACUGCUUCCCAGAAUGAAGCCGGACUGCA
This is a messenger RNA of Tinamus guttatus (white-throated tinamou), 1096 nucleotides long. NCBI's taxonomy places the organism in Eukaryota, Metazoa, Chordata, Aves, Tinamiformes, Tinamidae. The record is from RefSeq and is a predicted model, not a curated record.